AAAUUUCCCGCCGUUGAGUUGCUACAUGGCGGAAUUGUGUGCUGUCAUUGCUCCUCGCAUUCGGAAAACGGAAAAAGUUUCCGACGGUUUCACCAGUUAUUGCGCGAAUGUCGCGAUGGACAGAAUACUCAAGGGGAUCAUGAAGUACAGAAAGUGCCACCGGGAAGGGAUGGUGAAGCAAUUCCAACAAGUCAGAGAUCAUCCCGAGCCAAAGGCAGUGUUCUUUACCUGCAUGGACUCCCGGAUGAUCCCAACUAGAUUUACGGAAACGAACGUUGGAGACAUGUUUGUCGUCCGAAACCCCGGUAAUGUCGUUCCGCACUCGCAGCACUUCACGGACGAAUUUACUAUGUGCGAGUCGGCGGCAUUGGAGCUCGGAUGCGUGGUGAACGACAUAAGGCACAUCAUAGUCUGCGGUCACAGCGAUUGCAAGGCGAUGAAUCUGCUCUACGCUCUACGGGACGAGGAGUUCGCGUCACAAACGAACAGGAGAAUGUCGCCGCUGAGAGCGUGGCUGUGCGCGCACGCCAGCAGCAGCCUCACUAAAUUUCAACAUCUCGAGGUCACCGGUUUCCGCGAGCCGAUCCUCUUCCAGGCGGAGACGCCGCUGCGUAAAUUCGUCGCCUACAUCGAUCCGGAGAACAAGUUCGCUAUCGAAGACAAAUUGUCUCAAAUCAACACGUUGCAGCAGCUCCAGAACAUCGCGUCGUACGGGUUCCUGAAGAAGCGUCUGGAGAGGCACGAUCUGCACAUCCACGCGCUGUGGUUCGACAUUUAUACCGGUGAUAUUUAUUACUUUAGCCGUGCCAACAAGAGAUUCGUGGAGAUAAACGAAACAACGGAGCCGCUCUUACUUAAAGAAAUUAAAAAGUACUACUCGUAGAAAUUUUUUUUUUUUUUCGAAAAUUGCGUAUAUUUAUAAUCGAACGCUGACAUUAUACGUUGCCAGAAACAUACAAGACCGCGUAAAAUAAUCGUAUAUUUUUUUAUAUAAACUG
Wasmannia auropunctata (little fire ant) is the source of this 998-nucleotide messenger RNA. It is a transcript of the gene CAHbeta, whose product is annotated as beta carbonic anhydrase 1. Lineage: Eukaryota; Metazoa; Arthropoda; Insecta; Hymenoptera; Formicidae. The transcript is spliced from 5 exons. Gene Ontology annotation, molecular function: carbonate dehydratase activity; zinc ion binding. Bases 26 to 883 code for a protein of 285 amino acids. The record is from RefSeq and is a predicted model, not a curated record.